Acanthosepion pharaonis is the source of this 672-nucleotide messenger RNA. The record is from the annotation of a GenBank genome assembly. Lineage: Eukaryota; Metazoa; Mollusca; Cephalopoda; Sepiida; Sepiidae.
AUGAUCUGUCUCGCCAAUCCUCUAUCGAAAGAUAUCACGUGUACCGGAAGAUACAUGAUGCCAAUCCUCGAAAGAUAUAUCGAAAAAGAUCGCCAAUCUAUCGAUAUGUACCGGAAGAUACAUGAUCUGUCUCGCCAAUCCUCUAUCGAAAGAUAUCACGUACCGGAAGUAUCUGUCUCGCCAAUCCUCUAUCGAAAGAUAACGUGUACCGGAAUAUACAUCUGUCUUGCCAAUCCUCUAUCGAAAGAUCUACAUGAUCUGUCUGCAAUCCUCUAUCGAAAGAUAUACGUGUACCGGAAGAAGAUCGCCAAUCCUGUAUCGAAAGAUAUCCGUACCGGAAGAUACAUGAUCUGUCUCGCCAAUCCUCUAUCGAAAGAUAUCACGUGUACCGGAAGAUACAUGAUCUGUCUUGCCAAUCCUCUAUCGAAAGAUAUCACGUGUACCGGAAGAUACAUGAUCUGUCUCGCCAAUCCUCUAUCGAAAGAUAUCACGCGUACCGGAAGAUACAUGAUCUGUCUCGCCAAUCCUGUAUCGAAGACGUGUAUACAUGAUCUGUCUCGCCAAUCCUCUAUCGAAAGAUAUCACGUGUACCGGAAGAUACAUGAUCUGUCUUGCCAAUCCUCUAUCGAAAGAUAUCACCUCUAUCGAAGAUAUGUACCGGAAGAUACAUGA